Messenger RNA from Brassica rapa (field mustard), 1510 nucleotides. RefSeq names its product putative transcription factor bHLH107. Gene Ontology annotation, molecular function: protein dimerization activity; DNA-binding transcription factor activity. The record is from RefSeq and is a predicted model, not a curated record. NCBI's taxonomy places the organism in Eukaryota, Viridiplantae, Streptophyta, Magnoliopsida, Brassicales, Brassicaceae. Gene Ontology annotation, biological process: regulation of DNA-templated transcription.
AUGUUUUCUUUUCUUUUUCUACUUCAAUCGUUUAUCAAACAAAACGCAUGUAACGUUUGUAGGAGAACCGAGAACCAAUAAAACUUUUAUUAUAAAUAAACUUAUUAUUGUCGAUGACACUAUACAAUAUUGUACAGUCUCUCUCUCCAAUCUCGUUUAUGUAUAGUAUAAAUAUACACGAUCUUCCUUUUAGGACAGAACCCACCAAAAGCUCCAAACCCAACAAAAAAAAAAGAAAGCUGCAGAGAAGCAAACAACAACAAAAAUGCAGCCAGAGAUUUCAGAUCAAAUAUUAUAUUCUUUCCUCAUCGGAGGAUCCUGUGCCUCGUCGACCACCACCACCACCACAAGGUCGUCUUUCUACCCUUUUGCCAUGGAAGACACAAGUUCUCAAGACAAAGCUCUUGCUACUACUCUCAGGAAACAUAGAGAAGGUGAGCGAAUGAGAAGAGAAAGAAUCAACUCUAGUCUUAACAAGCUCCGGAACUUACUCUCUUGUAACCCCAAGACCGACAAAGCCACACUACUAGCAAAAGUGGUCCAACGAGUCAACGAACUAAAACAACAAACCCUAGAAAUCUCCAACGAAAACGUACCCUCUGAGACAGACGAAAUCAGUGUACUCAACUUCGAAAACUGUUCCAACGACGACGGUCGGAUAAUCUUCAAGUUAUCGUUCUGCUGCGAGGACAGGCCAGAUCUCAUGCAAGAUCUCGUGGAGACACUCAAGUCUCUUCAGAUGGAAACUCUCUAUGCAUAUAUGACGACAAUUGGUGGUCGGACGAGAAAUGAUCUCGUUGUGGUCGGCAACAAAGAGCAGCACAGUGUCGAGUCGGUGAAGUUACUACAGAACGCAUUUGAAUCGUUGCUCGAACGGUCAAACCAGUCGGUGAUGAUGGGACAUGGUGGUGGGCGAGAAAGGUCCAAAAGACGUCGUCCUCUCGAUCACAUCAAACGGGUGUGAUUUGAUGAGACUUGAGCACUAUAUUAUAUAGUUUUCUUAUGAUUAAUAUAAAGUUUUAACUUUGGUUAGAUAGAUAACUUUUGGAAUGGAUCGACGUGGAAUGAUAUUCUAUUAAUUCAAAAAAGAAAAAUUCACCAUUUGAUAAAGUGAAUCAAUAGGCGUCCCUAAGAUAUUGGGGGCCGAAAACAAUUUAGUAAAACUUUUCUAAACAGAUUCUUUUUUACAAAUUUGAGAAGCUUUUCCAUGUAAUUUCGUUUUUUAGAAUUGGAGGUCCUAUGACGACAUCCCUGAGUGAAUAAAAUACUUAUUUCAUCAAUUCUACAAAAUUACAAAGAAAAUUAUUACAUAACAAGUUUAAACCACGAAUGAUUAAAAUGAAUUCUAUUUCAUUUUAAAUUAUAUUAUAUUUCUAUCUUUUCAUUUAUUUUAAAAAUUUCACCAAUCCUUUAUUAUUUUACCAGUUAUAGCCUAUAUAGUUUUACUUUUUGGUUUGUGUUAAUUUUUGUGUGUGUUUGUGUUAUUAUGAUUGCAAACAUAUGUAUAGGG